Molecule: messenger RNA, 939 nt
Organism: Saccharomyces kudriavzevii IFO 1802
Lineage: Eukaryota; Fungi; Ascomycota; Saccharomycetes; Saccharomycetales; Saccharomycetaceae
Gene: GET4
Product: protein GET4
Exons: 1
Coding region: 1-939 (312 amino acids)
Biological process (GO): protein insertion into ER membrane
Cellular component (GO): cytosol; TRC complex
Molecular function (GO): protein binding
Source: RefSeq, a predicted model, not a curated record
AUGGUCUCUACACAAUCCGAUGCUGUACAGGCAAAACUUGCUAAAACCCUGCAAAGAUUUGAAAGUAAGAUCAAAGCUGGAGAUUAUUACGAAGCCCAUCAAACGUUGAGAACUAUUGCCAAUAGAUAUGUUAGAAGUAAAUCAUACGAACAUGCUAUUGAAUUAAUCAGCCAAGGUGCUCUAUCAUUUUUGAAAGCAAAGCAAGGUGGCUCAGGCACAGAUUUAAUCUUCUAUCUUCUGGAAGUUUAUGAUUUAGCGGAGGUCAAAGUGGGUGAUGUUUCAGUUGCUAGAUUGGUCAGGUUAAUAGCGGAGUUAGAUCCUAGCGAGCCAAACCUGAAGGACGUUAUUACCGCUAUGAACAAUUGGUCCAUCAAGUUUAGCGAAUAUAAGUUUGGAGACCCAUACUUGCACAACACCAUCGGUACCAAACUUUUAGAAGGUGGUUUUGUUUACGAGGCCGAAAGAUACUUUAUGUUGGGCACACAUGACUCAAUGAUUAAAUAUGUCGAUUUACUAUGGGAUUGGUUAUGCCAAGUGGAUAAAGUCGAAGACAGUACAGUAGCUGAAUUUUUCAGCAGAUUGAUUUUCAAUUAUUUAUUCAUUUGUAAUAUUUCAUUUGCACACGAAUCAAAAGAAAUUUUUUUUGAAAGGUUUAUUGAGAAGUUCCAACCCAAGUAUGAGGAGGUUGAAAAAAACGGUUAUAAAAUAGUUUUCUUCGAAGAUUAUUCUGAUCUGAAUUUUUUGCAGCUGUUGCUGAUUACAUGUCAAACCAAGGAUAAAAACUACUUUCUGAAUUUGAAGAACCAUUACUUGGAUUUUUCUCAAAUUUACAAGAGUGAAUUGGAAUUUUUGGGCCAAGAGUAUUUUAAUAUUGUUGCCCCCAAACAAUCUAAUUUCUUACAGGACAUGAUGUCGGGAUUCUUGGGCGGAUCAAAAUAA